This is a messenger RNA of Lineus longissimus, 4659 nucleotides long. Its product is annotated as forkhead box protein O-like. Gene Ontology annotation, molecular function: RNA polymerase II cis-regulatory region sequence-specific DNA binding; DNA-binding transcription factor activity, RNA polymerase II-specific. NCBI's taxonomy places the organism in Eukaryota, Metazoa, Nemertea, Pilidiophora, Heteronemertea, Lineidae. Gene Ontology annotation, biological process: regulation of transcription by RNA polymerase II. Gene Ontology annotation, cellular component: nucleus. The transcript is spliced from 2 exons. The record is from RefSeq and is a predicted model, not a curated record. The coding region runs from base 230 to 2029 and encodes 599 amino acids.
UGAUGGUAGAUGUGUGUAGGUAGUUAGUUCGCCUUACUUUCACUACCGUUUUCUCGGGACCUAAGGACUUACACUUCAAUCGGAUAGUGUAAUUACAUAGUGGAGUAUAUCUUAUUGCUUAUGGAGUUAAAGGUCUUACGUGUAACGCCGUGGUUUGCGCUACGUUUGGAUAUUAGUGAAGCCCAAAAAAAGUAGGUUAGGAGGUCGAACGAUCCGCCGUGCCCUCGCCAUGGCCGAUCUCGGUCCGAACAUGGAUGUGGAGAUAGACCCUAACUUUGAACCUAUUGCUCGCGCCAGAUCCAACACCUGGCCCCUCAGACCUAAGGAAAUAUCUGUGAAGACGGAACCUGUGUCUGUCACUGUUACUGACGAGAAUGGUGAAGCUAAUAAGGAUUUGUUAGGGCUGAAUAGCAAGAAGACAUCUUCGCGUAGAAAUGCUUGGGGAAAUCUUUCCUAUGCGGACUUAAUCACGAAAGCGAUCCAGAGUUCUCCAGAACAGCGCCUAACGCUCUCUCAGAUAUACGACUGGAUGGUCCAGAAUGUGCCCUACUUCAAGGACAAGGGGGACAGCAACAGUUCAGCAGGGUGGAAGAAUUCAAUCCGCCACAAUUUGUCUCUCCACAAUCGGUUCAUGCGGAUACAGAAUGAGGGCACUGGUAAAAGUUCCUGGUGGGUCAUCAACCCAGAUGCCAAACCUGGCAAGUCACCUCGCCGGCGAGCAACGAGUAUGGAUACGAAAGCCUAUGAAAAGAAACGAGGCCGCGUACGAAAGAAGAUAGAAGCAAUGCGAGCAUCUGUUGAGGGAAACGCUAGCCCCACGUCAACAAUCUCAGAGUCUGACAUUCUUUCUGAAACUGGUGGACUCCAUGCGUUCCAGCUCAGUCCAGACUUUAGGCCAAGGACAAGCUCUAAUGCCAGUAGCUGUGGACGUUUGUCGCCCAUACGAUCAACGCUGGAACCUGAUCUCCAUGACAACCAAGUGCCAUCUAUGUCCCCAAUUCCAUGGGGCAGCAAUGACUUAGGAAGUCAAGGUAACCUGAGUACAUCAUCGUAUUCAAAUGCACAAGACCAGUGCACUGAUCAGUUGACAUCAAGCCUUGCAGAUAUCAUGAAAUUAGCCGACAGUUCGAUCACAGACUCUCCUCUGAACGAUGGGAUUGAUUGUAAUACAAACAGUCCCAGUCCUAUACCUCAGAAUCAAGGCCUGCUUUUCUCAAAUUCGAACCUAGGAAAUUACAAUGGUUUCAGUACUGGUAGUUCUGGUAGUCUCGACAUGCCGAGUUACAACUCCUCUUUUAAUGUAAACUUGCCACCACCGCCACCAUAUCCUGAACAGUUCCGGUGCAGCUCUCAGCAAGACAUGAUGGGCAUGAACAGCCCUGCGAUGAGCCCUCAGCCGCUGUCUCCUGGCAAUCAGUUCACAACACUUACAUCUCUUGGCAGUCCGCAGGGGCAGAUGUCUACCAGGCUGUCAACUAAUCACAUGAGUGGAGGCACUUUCACGAGCAAUCUUAGUAUGGAGGAUUUGGACAUGCUUAGUGAAGAUAGCGACAUGUAUCAGGAGCCUUUGCUUGCCGAUGUUGUCAUCGGAGGUAACCAAUAUCGAAAUCAGGGUGCCUUCAAUUACUUGAACCAACAAAUGUCUCCAAAGUCUCAGGCAAAGCUUUCGCCUCAACUGCGGCGGCCACAGCAGCAACAGCAGGGUAUGGAUCAGAAUGGGCCGAAUAACUUGUCACUGCUGUCUCAACCACCGAGCAAUUCGAUCCUGCGCGCAGCGUUGACGAAACAGCAAAUGAACAGUGUGCCACAGCCAAUGCAGGGGACGUUCCAACAGCAGCAGCAAGGCAACCCCUUCACUAAUUCUAACGAUUUCGACUUAAACACACUUUCGUUGGAUUGUUUAGAGGGGCUUGAUUGUGAUGUGAGUGAGGUUAUAAAACACGAGUUGAACGUUGAUGGCAGUCUCGACUGCAACUUUGAUUCUAUAUCCAACAUGCCCGGUUCAAAUAAUGUGAAUGCUGUUCAUUAAAAAAGAACGAUAAUUACAUGUAGAUCAAGGUAAAAUCUCUGUCAUAUCUUUGGAGCUAUUCAGAUCGAGUGUAAAUAUGGAGGUACCAAGUAGAUUCGGAUGUGUUUAUCGGGGAUCGUUGUCAACAAAAAAACGAUGUUGUGUUGGAGGUUUGACGGUACUGUGAUAAAGCGUUGUUCUACGUGUACACCCGUACAAUAGUUGACAGUCACAGGAAUAAGAAUUAGAUCCAACGAGGUUCAUAAUCAUAAGAAUUAUACAAUAUGUAUGUAUGGCAUCAGCUUGAGAAGCUUUCUUUGAUGCUUCAUAUAGGCUAUUUACUAUAAUGGGCAUUGGAUUACAAUUUAUUCCAAUCUGGAUUGGAAUAAUUCCAAGCUACACUCGCAGUGUACGGAAUGAUGUGGUGUAGUACAUUUUCUUACUGGUUUAUAUUGCAGCUGAUUCAGGAUUGUACGUGUCGUCUCCAAUGAUAUAAUUUACACGUGCUUUUUGUGUGCUUUGUGGAAAUUUAUAUCAUUGAUGUACAUGUGUGUGUUUUCUUAAAGACCUCGCAGAAAACAUUGAGUGACCAUGCCUAUAAUUCAACUAAAUCAGUAGGCCUAUGACUUGGCAUCUUGACCUUGAAGCCUUGGAUCCACUCCGCGACCCGGACUCUGGGGAGGUAACAGACUGAUUAUCUCUGAUGGUUCAGAAUGAUGACUUGGAUGAAAUGCAGAUAUGUUUGCAUUGAUCAUAUUGUGGGAUUUAUGCCAAGAGAACUUCAGUGAACUUGCAGCCUGUCACAGUCAUGACAGUCCCAUAUGUUGUGUCAGCGUCUAAUCCUCAAGAAUGGAAAUGCUUUUUGUUUACUGCAAAUAAUAGCAGCUGCAAUGGGCUGCGAUGGACAACAGGCCAAUGCCACUGGAGUCUGUUAUUUUGAGACAGUUUCAACAUAUUGUAAGCCAUAAUUUCACAUUUUAUAAAUUCAUUAUAUUGAUAUCCUUGUCACACAAUGUUCAUGAGGGGCAUUCCAGUUUAUGUUUCAACAAAUAUAUGAAGAAAAUGAAAAAAAACCUGAGACUGAUAGUGGUGUUGCAGCACUACCCUGGGGAAUUAAUUGACCAAGAAAGAUUGUCUCGCCUAAUUUUUUUACGAAGUAAUACUUACUCCGUAUUUACGAGGCAUUAUCACUUUGAUUUGGUUUUACAAAAAGAUACUUGGACAUGUUGGAUAUCAUCAUGGUACUAUUAGGCAGCUAAAACAUAUUUAAGCCAUACUUUCAGUGUGUACAUUUUUCCUCUGAUUAUGGGUUAUUAUUUGGUAGCAAGUGUCAUGCAGUUUGCAUUGGCUGCAAUAUAUCCCCAAGGGAUUUCUUUACAGGUGGAAUUUCCAUCAAAUGCUUCCAGGUUGAGUAAAAGCAGACCUGGGCCACCCUGAGUAGAGUUUGCAUGUGUGAUGAUGUGCUGCUGUUAGGCAUGGUAUAAUUGAUAUGUAACUCAGCAGUUCAGUCAGUUUCUGGCAGCAACCAGGCCUAUACUGAUGACAACUGAUGUCAGGCUGAAAGUGAAGGGCAACCAUAGGCCUAUAUGGUGAGACAGGAUGCUAACAGCAUGCACGAGAAGUCCCACCUUGGCGGAAUAGGUGCCUCAUGGGUGCCUACGGAUUUUUUGUCCUUGGCCUCAGACACCAUUAAUUUGUCAGUCAGAAGAUUGCAAUUCUGGUAUUGGCAAAAGCUGGCUGUUGAUACUCUGGCUGGAAGAAAAUAUGUUGUAUGUACAUAGGUCUGAAAUGGAGCCAACUCUCAGUCUCAUCUUGACCACCAAGGUUUUUGCAUCUCAUCUCACCAAGAUUUUUAAAGAUAUACCCUGGCUUCAUUUUAAGUAAGGAAGUAAAGGCCAUGAGGUUCAGGUGGUCAACUCUUGGUUGCUUCCACUUUGUACGACUGUGUCAGACUAUGUUUUCAUCAUGCAGUGCAUUUUGAUCUUCUCCACCUCUCUUCAGUCUACCUGAUCUGCUACACUGCAUCUUCCAGGAGAUGGGAAUGGGAUAUAGCAGGGAGAGAGGUAAAAAAAGUGUAACAAGGCCAGGUGAAGAGAGCUGGAAGCAGGCACACUCUGUGGAGGUAUUUCAGUUCCAAUCCAGUCGCCAACUGUAGGCUACUCUACUUCAGGAUAGGCUAUACCAGCAGUCUACAUAAUUUAUGUAAUGAAGGAUUCUGUACUGAGCCAAUGCUGGAGGGCACUUGUGAUGGGAAUCAUUUUAGGAAAUACUUGAGAAUUAAUUUGCCACAGACUCUUGAGAAUAGAAUUCAAGAUCAGUGUGGUUGUCCUAGACUGAACAAGCCGGGCUGAGGUUACUUCAGUGGAUGUGGCUCAGACAUUAUUUUGUCUACAAGAUCGAUCAUGUCAAUUGACCUGCUAUCACUUGUUCAGUAUUGACUUAAUUUGGUGAUAUAACGUCACUUUUAUGAUGGAUUGCAGAUUUUCUGUUAAUCCAAGGGUGACCCGGAGUUCAUGUUGACAUAUCAGCAUGAUAACAACCAUUGGAAAAGAAUGUUUGGGUAUUGAUUGUUGCUACAACAUCGUUGAAAUUCCUAGAAAUGAAUCUAACAGUGCUCUUAUGGGGGCAUUUCGCUUCAGCCAAUAAGGGUA